Topomyia yanbarensis is the source of this 3293-nucleotide messenger RNA. RefSeq names its product transmembrane protease serine 9-like. Gene Ontology annotation, biological process: proteolysis. The record is from RefSeq and is a predicted model, not a curated record. Lineage: Eukaryota; Metazoa; Arthropoda; Insecta; Diptera; Culicidae. The transcript has 8 exons. Gene Ontology annotation, molecular function: serine-type endopeptidase activity. The coding region runs from base 533 to 2554 and encodes 673 amino acids.
CAUUCAAUUUUACCGUCUAGCGAUAGUUGGUGGUGUGAUGGACCGACCCACCGAUCGCGUAAACGUAAUCACCGCCACAAUACACACCUUGGGGGUACGUAUUGGCGGCGGAAGGUGGCUGCGUGUAGGAGGAUCGCCACUUCCAUGUCCCAGGAGGCUGCAUAGACCUACCUCGUGGAAGCUCAGUCGCCCAGUGACGUUGCAGCGGUAGCACGGAAGGGCUGGGUGGUUUACCGUGAAUCAGUUACUAUUUUUCAAUUAUAUUUUCAUUCAUUUGUUGACUCUGUUAUUUCGAAAGAUAAAGAGAAAUAAUGUCCCGAAGUGGGUUCGUAUAAGUGGACGUUAGCUUGGCUACUGCAGUGAGCACGAGUAAGUCAACGCGAGGAAGUCGAUACUUUGUUCCGUGCCGGGUUCCAACACUUUAAAGUGCUGCUGCAGUGUAACCCGGAACGCGCGGUAGUGGAAUCGAGUUUUGUUGAUCGCGUCUGAUCGGAUUCACGUCCGAUCGGUGUUUCCGACGAACCGUAGAAGAAUGAGGAUAUUUGUGAUAGUUUUGUGCGUACUGUUAGUUCUAAUGUGCUGUGUCCAAGCUAGUAAUCGAGACGACUACAACAAGAUCAACUAUGAGGUUUACGUAACACCAGUGAUGUCACAGCACGCAAAGCUACGCGCCAGGAAUCCGCUGCUAUCCUGGUUGGCCAACGUGCUGACGUUCGGCGGUGGGCAGCCGGAGGACCCGCAGCUGAGCAAACCGGAGGCCAACUGUCCAAAGUGCACAUGCGGCGUCUCGCUGGUCACCUCCCGCAUCGUCGGUGGCAUCAAAGCGGACAUCAACGAGUUCCCUUGGAUGGCCAUGCUCCUGUACCGGGGUACGUUUUAUUGUGGCGGAUCGCUCAUCAGCGAUCGGUACGUGCUGACGGCGGCGCACUGUGUGCUCAAUUUCAAACCUAACCAAAUCACGGUCAAAGUGUUUGAUCCGAAGAAAUCGGCAAUGGUGCCCAGGGCGGUGGAGAAACUGUACGGAAAUGAACGAUUUAGUCUGGAUACCUUCAACAACGAUAUCGCGCUGGUGAAACUUCAGAGCGCGCUGGAUGUGAAGGACCAGUUUGUGACGGUUUGCUUACCGACACCGGGUAAGAACUUUGGUGGUUUGGAAGGCAUGGUGACUGGUUGGGGGAAACUAUCCAAUGGAAGCUUGUCUCAUACGCUACAGCAGGUCAAAGUGCCCAUAAUGACCAAUCAGCAGUGUAAGAAAAGUGCAUAUCGAGCUUCCAGAAUCACAGACAAUAUGAUGUGUGCCGGUUACUCGGACGGCGGCCGCGAUGCAUGCCAGGGAGACAGUGGCGGACCGUUACAGGUGGGAGAUGCGAGUGAGCGGGAGAUUGUCGGUAUCGUCUCGUGGGGUGAGGGCUGCGCCAAGCCAAACUAUCCAGGGGUCUACACUCGGGUGAACCGAUAUCUGCAGUGGAUCAAAAACAACGCGAAAGAUGGCUGCCUUUGUGAUCCGCCAGCGUCCUCGAUCGAUGGAAAGACUGGUCACUGUGAUUCAUUGCCACAGAAUUUGUUACCGCUGGUAGCUUUCGGAUCGUGUUCCAUUAUGGUUUCUGUAGGAGAUAAAACUAAUGCAUCGCUUGAGGAGGCAAAUGGCGCGUUUGAGAUGCGACCGGGCAAAGAUUGGAACGUUUGGAAGGCCCCAUUGGUGAAUCGUGGUGUGUGGACCUGGAUUACAACCAUGUUUGGUCUUCCGAUUGCAAGCGUGUUUGCAUACCGAGCAGAAGCUCGUAACUGUCAAGAGUGCACAUGUGGUGUCAAUGCCAAUACUUCCCGCAUCAUCGGUGGCAAGGAAGCUCCGGAACAUAAAUACCCAUGGAUGGUGGCCCUAUACUACAAGAAUAAAUUUAUCUGUGGUGGAUCGCUAAUCAACGAAUUGUACGUACUAACGGCGGCUCACUGUGUUUUCAAUACUGAUCGGAAUUUGUUUUCGAUAAAAUUUCUCCUACACGAUCGUCGCAUUCCUGGGCCGGAAUCAUUCGAACGACGAGUCUCGUACAUUAUGACAAACUGGUUCCUGAAUGCUUUGGUGUUUAUUACAAAUGAUGUUGCACUAUUGAAGCUUAACGAAACAGUUCAACUGGGCGACUUUUUAUACCCGGUUUGUUUACCUCCGGAGGGACCUACGUAUGCUGGUUACGAUGCCAUCGUAACUGGUUGGGGAAAACUGGCGGACGGCUCGUUUCCGCGGAAGCUACAGGAACUUACCGUUCCAAUUUUAUCCUACGAAGAUUGCAGGAACCAGAGUGGUUAUUACGGCUUCCAGAUCAAUGAUCAUAUGCUGUGUGCGGGUGUUCCCGAAGGUGGCAAGGACUCAUGCCAGGGUGACAGUGGAGGACCACUACAUGUGGUGGAUUCAGCUUCGGGCAAAUACAUCAUCGCUGGUGUCGUUUCCUAUGGGUUCGGUUGUGCGCGGCCCAGAUAUCCGGGAAUUUAUGCACGAGUCAAUAGGUUUCUUUCUUGGAUUAAAUUCAACACACGAGACGCUUGCCAGUGCGGCUGAUGAUGUGAAACUGUACACAGCUUGAUCGAGUGGAAUUUGAAUAAAUAAACAAUUGAUAUCGACGCCACUGUGGAUGAUCAAAGAGAAACAGGGGCGUGGCGACCUUCGAAAUUUACUUUGCAUUCCCUGCGUAUUCUGAACACUUCAACGUGUGGAUGUCAAAUGCAAAUGGCUGUAUGGACAGAGUGCUUCGUUCAAGUUCAAUGCUGUUACAGGCGAGUGCCUUGUAGAGGAUAUGAACCUAGUGUUACUAGGAACGAUGUCUUCUCGGUGCGACCUGAGCUGUAAUGUAUUCAUAAUUAAGGUCAUUGGUAUUUACUUUUGAAUGAUUGGUACGCGAUAAGAUAAACGUAGGUAAUGCAGGCUGAAAUGUAUUGUUUAAUAGAAUGAAAGCAUCAAAUGUGCAUGUUUACUUUAUUUUAUUGUUGGAAGGCGGCGACUGGUGCUAAUUAGUGACAACAAUUACAGAUCUUAGUCUUUGAUUUUUGAAAAUACCUUGCUUAUGAUGAGUUUUUGAAUUCAAUAUAUCUUCACCUAAUUCGUCUUUGGUCACACCUCUCUUAGAAUAUACUUUCCGAUCGUUUUCAUGUGUUUCUUCGUAGGUAAUUAUAGUGUAAGGUUUGUACUUACCUUCGCGGACUUUAACUGCGGUCGAAAUGUUCCCGAAAAUCGAAGUAUUACAUUACGGACGAAAAAUAUUGUGUAUUUAUAUUCGACGAUUUCUUGUAUUACUGUAAGU